AUGUUCCUAGCUGACGAUGUCGUCACAUCGUACAGCAAGUCAACCGGCCACGAUUUGCCCGUCCAGGAUCUUCCCCUCCCUCCAGACUUCAAAUGGGGCACCGCCACGGCCGCAUACCAGGUUGAGGGAGCGGUCACGCAGGAUGGCAAGGGUCCAUCCAUCUGGGAUACGUACACGCAUCUCAUCCCGUCACGUACAAACAACCAGAACGGCGACAUAGCGUGUGACCAUUACAAUCGCAUCCAAGAGGAUAUCGAUUUGAUGAAGUCAUUUGACGUUGACGUGUAUCGCUUCUCCAUCUCUUGGUCGCGCUUGAUCCCACUCGGUGGCCGUGACGAUCCCAUCAAUGAAAAUGGAAUCGCCUUUUACAACGACCUCAUCGAUAAGCUCCUUGCAAAAGGAAUUGAGCCCGUUGCGACCUUGUAUCAUUGGGAUACUCCACAGGGCAUUUACGAUCGAUACGGCGCAUUUCUGAACACGGAAGAGUUUAAGGCCGAUUACAUCCGAUACGCGAGACUCUGCUUCUCGCGGUUUGGCGAUCGAGUCACGAAAUGGGUCACCUUUAAUGAACCUUACAUCACAUCCAUCUUUGCUCAUCACAAUGGCGUUCUCGCUCCAGGACGAUGUGCUGCUGCUGGCAACGACACAAAGACGGAGCCAUGGCGCGUGGGACACACUCUCAUCUUGUCUCACGCUGAAGUAGUGCAAAUCUACAGCAAGGAGUUUGCAUCCCAGAAGGGUGACAUCUCUAUUGUACUGAACGGACAUUUCUACGAGCCCUACUCGGAUAACAAGGCAGACAUUGACGCUGCUCAAAGACGGCUAGAGUUCUACAUCGGCUGGUUCGGCGAUCCUAUUUUCCUCGGCCAAGAUUAUCCCGCCUCCAUGAGAGGAUAUCUCGGCUCUAGACUACCCAAGUUCACACCUGAGGAACGCCAGCUACUGCGAGACACGAGUCGAAUCAACGCAUUCUACGGCAUGAACCAUUACUCAACAAAGUACGCCCGGGCUCUCCCAGAUCCUCCAGCUGACGAUGACUGGACCGGCAACAUCGAAGAAGGCUCCGUCAACUAUGCGGGCGUUGAGAUUGGUCCAGUCUCAGGCACGAAUUGGCUUCGCGUCGCGCCAGAAGGAUUCCGCAAGCUACUGAACUGGGUCUGGAACCGAUACCAACUUCCCGUCAUCAUUACAGAGAAUGGUUGCCCUUGUCCUGGCGAAGAUGACGUCCAGGUAGCCGUGGACGACAAGUUCCGUACGAGAUACUUUGGUCUGUAUCUUGAUGCCAUCUCCCGAGCUAUCUACGAGGAUGGUGUGCCCGUGCAAGGGUAUUACGUCUGGACUUUGAUGGAUAACUUUGGUACGUUUUCUGCAUCCCAUCUCUAA
Fusarium vanettenii 77-13-4 is the source of this 1383-nucleotide messenger RNA. RefSeq lists its product as uncharacterized. Lineage: Eukaryota; Fungi; Ascomycota; Sordariomycetes; Hypocreales; Nectriaceae. Gene Ontology annotation, biological process: carbohydrate metabolic process. The record is from RefSeq and is a predicted model, not a curated record. Bases 1 to 1383 code for a protein of 460 amino acids. Gene Ontology annotation, molecular function: beta-glucosidase activity. The transcript has a single exon.